Molecule: messenger RNA, 2578 nt
Organism: Scatophagus argus
Lineage: Eukaryota; Metazoa; Chordata; Actinopteri; Scatophagidae
Gene: cabp2a
Product: calcium binding protein 2a
Exons: 8
Coding region: 558-1472 (304 amino acids)
Molecular function (GO): calcium ion binding
Source: RefSeq, a predicted model, not a curated record
UACUGCGGGCCAUCAUCUUGUUGGCUACAAGUUGGAAAUGUGCUGUGGAUGGCCCAUAUGGCAAAUGUCAUAAACAAUGAGACACACUAUCAAGUGCAGAGGAUUGAGGACAAGCCUACAUCAGCAUUGGAGCAGAUGAGAUCAGAGAGACAUAGAGAGGAAAUAAAUAAGGGAUUAUUGGAGAAGUCACAUACAUGGAUGGGAAAAAAGACAAGAUGUGUGUGUAACUACCACAUUCUUACAAAAUAUUUAUUUAUUUUUUUAUUUCUUUAUUACUUAUCAAGUUACUGUGUCUCAAUAUUAAAGUGGGGACCCAAGAGAAGAGGUGGAUAGACAAGAACAAGUGAGAUAUGGAUGUAGAAACAGGCGGAGGGAUGAAAGAGUGAGAGAGAGAGGGAUGAGAGGAGGAGCAACAACAGUAGGAGAUAUGCCUCAGAUUAUCAACCACUGUCAGAUGCUCUAGAGACAGAUAAAGAGGAGGAGGGAACAAGACCGCAACAGGAGGAGAGACAGAAGAGAAACAGGACAUCUCUGUGCAUGCAAGCUGGGCUGCAAAGAUGACUGACGUGAAAAGCGUAUCAUCAGUGGAAGCGCCAGAGGGGAAGUUAAUGAAGAAGGGUUCCAUAAAGAAGAAGAUUGAGUCACUCAGGCGAUGGAGUUCAGCUAGUAUGAAAAGGCCUCCAAAGCCUAAGGCCAAGACCUUGAGUUUGUCUUCCCCUGUGGGAGACCCCGAUGAGCUCUGGUUGCAAGAGGGAGACAAGAGAAAGCUACGACCCAUUGUCGACUCAGUCUUCGGACAGGGGGAGUCGGCCGUAGAACGAAGCAGCGCUCCAUUAACUGCCACCAUGCUGGGGGGCCUGGGUGGUGCAGGUGGGGUGGACACGGAUGACGAGGAGGAAGGAGGGAGCGAGCGGGAGUUCGAUGAGCCCCUGUGUGCUUUGGUUAAGAACUGCAACAUGCUGCACAACUUAGUGGGGCCUGCUUGUAUCUUCCUCAGACAGGGCUUCGCACAGAGCCAGCUUGACAGAGAUCUACGACCAGAGGAAAUGGAAGAGCUGCGUGAGGCAUUCAGGGAGUUUGACAAAGACAAAGAUGGCUUUAUCAGCUGUAAGGACUUGGGCGAGUGUAUGAGGACAAUGGGAUACAUGCCUACGGAGAUGGAACUGAUAGAACUGAGCCAGCAGAUCUGUGGUGGCAGAGUGGACUUUGAGGACUUUGUGGAACUGAUGGGCCCCAAGAUGCUUGCUGAGACUGCAGAUAUGAUUGGUGUCAAAGAGCUAAGGGAUGCCUUCAAAGAGUUUGACUCCGAUGGCGAUGGUCAGAUCAGCCUUGGUGAGCUGAGGGAAGCUAUGAAGAAGCUAAUGGGGGAGCAGCUCAACCACCGUGAGAUCGAUGAGAUCCUGCGAGAUGUAGACCUCAAUGGGGAUGGACAGGUGGAUUUUGAAGAGUUUGUGCGAAUGAUGUCUCGCUGACUCCAAACAUCACAUGCUGUAUCGAACAUAACAUGGACCAGACUGCACACUGUUAAUGUUUGUGUAAUUCUUCUUGAUGUACAAAGACUUCUUGGUGUCUGUAUUUGUUUUUCAAUUAUAAUUUCGUUCAAUCACCUCUCGAAUAUAAGAGAAUCCCUUCGAUGUGUUACUGUUGUAUGAAUGAAAUAUGUAUUUAACAUAUAAUAAGAGAUUGUUGAGGGUCAGGGGAGGUAGAUAAAUCAAAGCUUCUUCUUUAGAAGUGCAUUUAUAUUUUAAUGAACUGAGAACCAGAUACAAGCAUAUACACUCAAGUGGAUGCACAUAUAAACACACAUAUACUUGCAGUUGUUGUCACAAAAAUAAAGAACAAAUAGUAGUUCACAGACACACAUUUUCUCGACUUUUCUAGUCUCCCAGUUAGGGUUAGUAUUAACACUAACCCCAGUUUAGGUGUUCAGUUGACCCUCCUUGAGAUUUUUGUAACUUGGGUGAAUAGACCCGUUUACUACAUUACCUGACUUUAUCUGAAGUUACGUAUUUGAGUGUGAAUGAGGAUUUACUGUCACGAUUUCAAUGCUAAAAAACUGUCAUGACUGUGAUUGUAUGAUAUUACUGUAUAGUAGAUAGCAAAAGUGAAAUAAUCAGUGAGAUUACAUAUGCAUCUUUUUGUACAAACUGACGCAUGAAUUCCUAAACAUAUCAAUUCAUUCUAUUAAUUAUUUUAAACUUUGCACCGUUGAUAUAAUUCAACCAAUGCAGGCAAAUACAAUGAUUGCAGAUACUGUGAUUAUUAAUGUCAAAUAUCUUUUUGAUAAAGAUUUGAUAAUACUAACAAAAUGAUUUUUGGUGUCUGCCACACAUCCUUACACAUGACUUAUGUUCAUACCUCUGUUUUCCUACUCAGAUGGAACUUAAUUGACAGACUGUCUCAAAAGUAAAUAUUCCUUUUAUGCAAUCAUGUAGUUAAAUGUUUUAUGUUGUACAGUAUUCAUCGGGUCAGAUCUUUUUAAAAAAUGUACUGUAAAUUUUAAAAAAUUAAUAUAUAAUAGAGACAAUAAACCAGUUUUUAUUUACUGGAUAGCUUUUCUCUAUCUCUCUCUUCUCUC